Messenger RNA from Papaver somniferum (opium poppy), 576 nucleotides. RefSeq lists its product as uncharacterized. The record is from RefSeq and is a predicted model, not a curated record. Lineage: Eukaryota; Viridiplantae; Streptophyta; Magnoliopsida; Ranunculales; Papaveraceae. Bases 1 to 576 code for a protein of 191 amino acids. The transcript has a single exon.
AUGACGGCGCAAAGAGAUGGUGGUAGGCGACAACUAGAUGAAGCAAUAGAAGAAGCGGGGAAAACGCCAUUCGCAAGACAAAUACAACUCGCAGAAGUACCAUCUAAAUGCACCUUACCUGUAUUUACUGACAUCUUUGAUGAAAGCACAUGUGCAGUGAAGCAUAUAAGGGCGUAUAGUCGAUCCCUAUUACAGUGGAAGGAAAAUGAUGCGGUGUUAUGUAAAUAUUUCCCAGCGAGCUUGACAGGGGAAGCCUUGCAAUGGUUUGAAGGAUUCCCAAUAGGAACCAUUCGAUCAUUUCAUCACUUACAAAAUAUCUUCUUAGGAAAAUACAUCAGCAAUAACAUGCUAAGACCAGGUAUUGAAAAAGUGUUCAGCUUACGCAGAAGGAUCAAUGAGAGCUUGCGCAGUUUAAUCACGCGUUGGAGGAGCAUGUGUAGCGAAAUGGCCGGAAGAGUAGAUGAGAGAAACCUUAUAUUAGCCUUCAUCAAUACACUUUUUCCUACAGAUUUAUUGUAUAUGCAAAUCUUCAGGACAAAAGAUACAAUAAACAUGGCAGAAUUACGCGAGUUCUAG